AUGGGUGUACGAGGAUUGACAACAUACUUAGAAAGUGAUCCACGAAAUUUUAUUGAUUAUCAAUUACAUAAUACCACUGUUGUUAUUGAUGCAUUGAAUUUUUUGAACUUUCUUUAUUUCGAUUCGGAAUUGUAUACUCAAUUUAAUGGAGAAUAUUUAGCAUUCAGCGGGGUAAUUAAUCGUUUCAUCAAUUCAUUAAAACGAUGUGGCAUAAAUCCUAUAUUUGUUUUUGAUGGAUGUCACGAACAUUUCAAAUUAAAUACCCAAGUGAAACGAAGUCAUCAACGAAUGCAAACUUGUCGAACAUUGUUAAAUCAUGUUAAAAAUCAUAAUUUACCACCUACUAAUACUUCAUACUAUGUUGAAUUACUACCACCAUUGACAACGGUGACAUUAGUUCAAGCAUUGAAUACAUUAAAUAUCGAUUAUGUUACUUCUGAUGGUGAAGCUGAUCAAGAUGUAAUCAGUUUGGGCAUCUAUUUACACUGUCCAGUAAUUAGUAAUGAUUCAGAUUUUUAUGUGACUAUACCAAGUAAUAAAGUGGGUGUAUGCUUUCUACCAUUAUCAUUAAUGUCAUUUGAACCGAUUAUUAAUACAAUUAAAUGUAAUGCUUGUCAUAAACACAAUAAAAUAUGCGCUUAUUUAAAGUGUCAACAAUUUCUUACAAAUGGACCAGGUUUAAAAAAUCUACCAGAUGUUCAACGUCCAUUGUUUGCAAGUUUACUUGGUAAUGAUUAUGUAAAGUCGAGUACAUUUUUAAAAGCUUUACCUAUAUCACAAGGCAAAACAAUGUGUCUUAAUAGAAAUGCUACUAAAAGUAUGAAAAUGAAACGUCGUAAAUUAAUCAUCAUGAAUUUAAUUCAAUGGUUAUCUAAUUUUGGCUUAGAUAUUAAUAAACCAAUUAAAUGUAUAUUAGAUAAAUAUCCAAAAUUUGAACGUUCAAAAUUGCGCAUUGAAUUAAUACAAAGUUUACAGAGUUAUAGAACAGAUCCAGAAUUAUUAUAUACAACUUUUGCUAAACAUUUAAAAUCUUUAAAAGCUAAUAAUACAACUCCUAUUAAUACUAGUUGUCUUUGUGAAAAUGACAAGCAUGUUAUUGAAUUUGACACAUGUAAUAGUAUUAGUAGUAGCAGUAGUAGUAAUAGUUGUAGUAGUAGUAGUAGUAGUAGUAGUAGUAAUACAAUGAAUUCUAAAACAAUCCUACAACAAUUAUCAUCAUGUUCUUCUGAAUAUGACAGUGAUAUCAAUGAGAAUCAAGUAUUGAAUAUUGAACAUGAUGAAAGUAAACAUGCUGUUGUUGAGCAUAAUGAUCAUGACGAUGAUGAUGAUGAUGGUUGUUUAAUUGGUGCAGCUUCUAAAUCUUAUACUAAUGAAUAUAUGUAUACUAAUUCAUUCAAAGUAACAUCUUAUUGGCCUGAUGAAUUAUUGAAUUCAUUUCGAAAUUAUUUAAUACUUCCAAUAUUUGUUGAUAGUAUUCUAUCAUAUGGUUCAGUAUGGAUAUGCAGUUUGGAAGCUUUACACGAUUGUCGUUCCAUUCACUCAAAUGCAAUUCAUCUUCGAUCAUUAAUUUAUAAUCUUAUCUUAGGCAUUGAAUCCAGUGUGACAUUUCGUUAUCCGAAUCAAUUGAUUGGUUUACAAAAAUUUAAUAAAACAUCAUAUUAUAUCAUAGAAUUUGAUCGUAAAGGUAGUUUUCACAUAAAUCGUCGAAAAGUAUCAGUGAAACCAAUGAAAUUAUCAUCAUUAAUAAAUUAUGAAAUGAAUGCGCUGAAAGAUCGUCGGUUAUUAUUUCUUUUAGAAUAUUUCAAUCUUGAUGUAUAUCAUUUCAUAGAAUCCGAUAAUAAUAUUAAUAAUAAUAAUUGGUUAAUCGUUGUAGCUUUAAUUAAUGUAUUAACUUUUCAAAGUAAGCGUAUACCAUUGCAUACUGAUCAUGUUGAUGAUAUUACACAAUGUCCUAUUUCACUUACUUUUGGUGCUAUUUGUAUAUGUGCAUAUUUGCUGAUUAGUCAUUAUAAUUAUUCUGGUUUAUCCUAUUGUAAACCAUUAAAUAAACAUUUUUAUCAAUGUGCAAAUUAUUUUAUCAAACAAUUCAAUUUAACACCGAUUAUUUCUAAAACAAGCAAAAAUCUUAAUACAAUACAAGAUCAACAUACAUUGAAAAUACACAGUGUACAUUAUUUUGCUCAAUUACAAAUUUUCUAUAUCACUAUAUCAACAUUAAUUCAUUUGUUAGAUUCUUUAGUAACAAAUGAAGAAAGAGAAAAACUACCGACAUGUUUAAAUUUACCGCCAAUUUGUUCAAUAUUUCCAAGUGGUUAUCUUUUUCAUGAAAUUUAUUAUUGCAUAAAUUUAAUUCAAUCAAAUAAUAAUGAACGUUAUCAAUAUGUACGUAAUGUAAUCAUUGAGAAAUUGAUGAAUUAUCAAAAUAACAACAGUAAACAUUUAAAUGAUGCUUUGAAUUUAUUUGAUCGUUAUUUGGAAAUUAGCUCUAUCCAAUCGACUAAAUCAUUUAUGAAACGUUCAAUCAAGAUUAAGUCAGUAGAAUCAAAUUUUGUUGACAAAUUAGAACAGUCACAAGAUAAUGCUGUUAUGGAACAGAAUUUAUUACCAAUGCCAACGGAGAAAAGUGUAGCACAAGUGAUGAAAAGGAAAGUUAACAAAAAGCAUAAACCGAAAAAGCAUUUCAAGCAACCAUCAUUCGCUGAAAUAGAAGAUAGAGUUGCGAAAUUAAUGUUAGAAAAUGGUUUAUGUGAUUGAAGAUGAAAACAAUAUUUUUUUUUAUCAUUUGUUAAAAUAUUCUCUAUCCAUUUUGUACACUGCUGAAAAUGCUGUAAAAAUUUUGUGUUAUGAGAAAAUAUUACAUUUAUUGAAGAA
This is a messenger RNA of Schistosoma turkestanicum, 2871 nucleotides long. The record is from the annotation of a GenBank genome assembly. NCBI's taxonomy places the organism in Eukaryota, Metazoa, Platyhelminthes, Trematoda, Strigeidida, Schistosomatidae.